Cooperia oncophora is the source of this 768-nucleotide messenger RNA. The record is from the annotation of a GenBank genome assembly. NCBI's taxonomy places the organism in Eukaryota, Metazoa, Nematoda, Chromadorea, Rhabditida, Trichostrongylidae.
CUGAGUUUCCCAGUUUCAGAAGCGGUGUCUUUGGCUGAUGAACGCGUUCAUUUGAUCACCCUAGAAAGAAAAACUCCACUCGGCACCCGUCACGCCUCGAAGAGAUUCGAUCUUUACAUUGACGGCGUUCAUAACGAGAUACCUGAUAUUGCCAAGUACACACUGAGCAAUAUUACUGUAAGGGCUGACGAGACCGGCGAAACGAAUCCAGUUGUCAUCCACGAUAUGGGAGUGGCAUACGAAUAUGACGAGCAUCAGCCAUUUCUCCAUCAUCAAUCCAACCGACUACACCAGGUGGACGUGCAAUCAAUGCUGCUCCGACAUCGGCUCCAUGGCCCCAUGGAGGACAUGACCGUCACUGAUCCGUACCUGUGGAAGAAAGUUCCUUCAGCGGAAGCGCGAUCGUCUCCACCCGGUGAAAUAGUGCCGUAUGUUCCGGACUCUUUCGAACCGCAACGACUACCAUCCGAUCGGGAUCGUAUUCUUAGAGACAGCCCUGACUACUCCGUGAAGAUGAGAUCGACCAGGACUGAUUCCGUCUCCUCAUACGACGGCGACGGCUCGAUCGGCACCGACAGACACCGAUCCAUGAACGCCUACCGCGACCAUUAUCCGCGACAGGCCAUCCGCAUGGUGUCCAUACUGGUGCCUGGCGUGGACCAGCCAGGUGAAGCGAUCGUGAAGCGAAUACCAAGCCUGGACAAAGUGAGCACUCCACCAUUGCUUGCUCCGAGUCCUGCCCCUUUGGUGAAUGUGGAUGAGCAUUAA